UUUCUUCCCCAUAUUAUUUGCUCCGCCGCCUUCCACCGCCGUCCACCGCCGUGAGAUAAAAAAGAAAAAAAGAAAAAUGGCGCCUAUUGAUCCUCACUCCUACACAGACUCAACCCACCCACUCACCACCCACAUCUCCCUCUCCUUCUACUUCGAUUUCCCUUCCUCCACCAUCCACUCCGCCGCCGUCCUCUCCCUCUCCGCCCCCCACUCCGGCCCCUUCACCCUCGAUCUCCGCUCCCUCUCCAUCUCCGCCGUCGUCGACCCCGCCACUCUCGCUCCUCUCCCCUUCACCUUCCACCCGGCCUCACCCGACGCCGUUUUGGGCCAAUCCAUCACCGUCGCCCUCUCCAACCACUCCCAAUUGCUGGUCGUCUUCAAAACAUCCCCUUCUUCCUCCGCCCUCCAAUGGCUGACGCCGCCGCAAACGUUCAACAAGUCCUUCCCCUUCGUCUACACGCAGUGCCAGGCCAUCCACGCCAGGUCCAUUUUCCCCUGCCAAGACACCCCCGCCGCGCGCAUCAGGUACUCCGCCAAGCUGAACGUCCCGCGCUACCUGUCGGCGGUGAUGGCCGCGAGACACGUCACCAGGCGGGACCCACUACCCGCCGAGUGCGGCGGCGCGUGCGACGACUCGCUGUGGUGCGGCGAGGACAGGAUCGUCGAGGAAUUCGUGAUGGAGCAGCCCGUACCGCCGUACUUGUUCGCGUUUGCUGUUGGGGAGUUAGGGUUUAGGGAAUUGGGUCCCAGGACCAAGAUCUACUCCGAGGCGGUGCCGGCGGUUUUGGAUGCCGCCGCCAGAGAGUUCGCCGGAACUGAGGAGAUGAUUAAGGUGGGGGAGGCUCUGUUCGGGCCUUACGAGUGGGAGAGAUUUGAUUUGUUGGUAUUGCCGCCGAGUUUUCCCUAUGGAGGAAUGGAGAAUCCGAGGAUGACGUUUUUGACUCCGACCGUGAUCAAGGGGGACGCGAGUGGGGCCCAGGUCGUGGCUCACGAGCUCGCGCAUAGCUGGACGGGGAAUUUGAUCACCAAUAAGACUAAUGAUCACUUCUGGUUGAAUGAGGGUUUCACAACAUAUGCGGAGCGGCGGAUAGUCGAGGCUGUUCAAGGAAUAGAAAGGGCUGUACUGAAUAUCGGAAUCGGUUGGAAAGGACUCGUCGAGGAAAUGGAGAGGUUUAAGGACAACAUGGAAUUCACCAAACUAAAAACUAACCAACAAGGAGUAGACCCGGAUGAUGUAUACUCUCAAGUUCCUUACGAGAAAGGGUUCCAAUUUUUGUGGCGAAUCGAGAGACAGAUUGGGAGGCCUGCAUUCGACGAAUUUCUCAAAAAGUAUAUUGCCACUUUCAAGUUCCAAUCGAUCGACACUGAUAUGUUUCUUGAUUUCCUGAAACCAAAUGUUCCUGGUAUAGAAGAUCACGUUGAUCUAAAAGUAUGGACCGAGGGUACUGGGAUUCCUUCGGAUGCAAUGGAGCCCGUUUCUGAAAUCUAUACGAAGAUUUUAUCACUGGCUAAUGAAUUUAAGGCAGGUAGGAUGCCGAAUGAAGAUGAAGUUGCUGAAUGGGGUGGACAAGAAUGGGAGCUUUACUUAGAAAACCUGCCUAAAUCUGUUGAAGCUUCCCAGGUAUCAGCUCUGGAUGAACGUUACAGGCUUUCGGAGUCAAAAGAUUACGAGGUGAAAGUGGCAUUUCUCCAUCUCGCUAUUUCAUCGAGGUGCAGUAAUUACUACAACGAGGUUGAGAAAACUCUGAAAGAAGUUGGGAGGAUGAAAUAUCUGCGCCCACUGUACACUGCACUAGUCCAAGGCACCGGAAAAGAAGAGGAGAAAAUAUUUGCAAAGAGGGUUUUCUCGGAGGCAUGUGCUUGCUACCACCCUAUUGCCCAGGGCGUAGUCGAGUCCAUUCUCGCCAAAUAUAUGUAAACAAAAAACGCGUUUUUCUUUUCUUUUCUCUAUUAACGCUUUCAUUCUGAACCGAAAUAUGUGUUGUGUUUUAACUUUGAAUCCUUGACUUUCAAGCUUUCCCUGCUUGUGUUUAAUGCAUCAACUAAUUUCCUGUGCCA
Erythranthe guttata (spotted monkey flower) is the source of this 2058-nucleotide messenger RNA. RefSeq names its product peptidase M1 family protein. NCBI's taxonomy places the organism in Eukaryota, Viridiplantae, Streptophyta, Magnoliopsida, Lamiales, Phrymaceae. Gene Ontology annotation, molecular function: metallopeptidase activity; zinc ion binding. The record is from RefSeq and is a predicted model, not a curated record. Gene Ontology annotation, biological process: proteolysis. Gene Ontology annotation, cellular component: cytosol.